Hyalella azteca is the source of this 2554-nucleotide messenger RNA. RefSeq names its product tyrosine-protein phosphatase non-receptor type 21. NCBI's taxonomy places the organism in Eukaryota, Metazoa, Arthropoda, Malacostraca, Amphipoda, Hyalellidae. The record is from RefSeq and is a predicted model, not a curated record. Gene Ontology annotation, molecular function: protein tyrosine phosphatase activity.
AACUGGUGGAGCAGCUGUCCAGUCUACGCGACAUGAGCCAGCAAGAAGGAGUGGAUGAGACUGCGUCUCUGGCCCUCAACAGGAACCUGCCGGUGCUGCUGCAGAGCCCGCGCGGCACUGAACACUGUGGGGCCCUCAUGCUGUGUGACCUCAUGAUAGGUGCUGCCUCCGAUGUCCCUCCUUCUGAAGGAGGCACCAUGAGACCGGGACUUGCCAAUGAUUCGGUGUCUGACCCUUCCUUAGGACCUGGAGGUCUUAUGGCGAACGCCUUUUGUCUCUCCAAAAUGUUGCACCACCUCCGUCAGCAGAGAGCGAACCUCGUUCCUGACUAUCAGAUGUUCACCUUCGUCUAUCGUGUCAUGAUCGAAUAUUUCGGACGAUCUCGUCUUAUAUGAUAUAUCUGACACUUGCUUAUCUAUCUACUACUUCAUUCAACCUUUGCCUUUGCUUCCAGCUUUCCAUCUCUCUAUGAGAAUAUCCGCCAAUUUUUCUAUGUUGUGCAGAAUUUGAUUAUUCAUAGCCAAGGAUUUUUGUUAUUUUUGUAAUAUGUGAAUAAAUUGUAGCUUUAAUAUUGCUGGGCAUUCCGCUAAAGCUCUAGAGGCUACAGUUAAUUUUAAUGAGAUUAUUUUAACGUACGCAAGAAUCUCAUUUGUUCUUGAAUGUGUCUCAAAUUGCGUUUUUUAAGGCGACGCAAAAACUUUUGCUUGUGUUAACUUUACUUUACCUUCUGUACGAUACGGUACUCUUGAAGCACCACCUUAACUGUUAUAUUAAGUCAGUCUAUUAUAUUGGAGUAUAUAAUGAAAUCAAUUGUGUUUGAUGCUUUUGAUUAUGUUUUACAUCCAGGAUUAGUUUCCUUCUUCACAAACGUAUCAAGUAACCUGCAAGUACAUUUAAUACCUGUUGUUUUGUCGCAAUUCAUCUGCUCUCCCUCCUUAAAAUACUCUAUUCUUGAAGUAAACGAGGUUCAAAGUUUAGUUUGUUUGUGGAUGUGGAAUAGGUAGUGACAUUGACUGUUUGUAUGGUGCGAAUCAUGUCAUGUGUAAAAUCGACAUCUUGUUUUCUAUGUAGUGAUAUUUGAAGACCAAUGAAACCGUGCCGAUACUUCCAGUGCUGGAGUCGUGGGUUUGAGCAUGAAUAAUAUUUACUCAUUUAUGUCGAUAACUAUACGUUUGAUUUUUUAAUGAGAGAGCUGGUAACAAUGUUUCUGACUUUUGAUGACAUUCCAUGUACAUAUAUCUAUUACCCGAGUAUUAUUUGCGCUAUUUAGCAGACACGUUGUGAGAGAUGUUAAUCUUAUCAUCGAAUCGCUACGACUCUUAUAGUAUUAUCGUGCAUAUCAUUUAUAUCCAUGAGGCUAACGGGCUUCUUCCUCUCAUUACUGGUGGCCUGUACGAGCUCUACUAUAAGGCUAUAAUGUGACGUCCUCAAACGCUCUGACUGUGGUGUGUUGUGCCCUUGGUGUUAAUCAGAGCUCGCCUUUCUGUUUCCUCAAGUAGUGAUAUCUUCUCAAAGAGAAUUUUUUUCAUGCAUAGAUAUACUUUGCAACCUCUGAUUAAAUUGUAGCAUUGCAAUUGGAACAACACUCCCUUGUCAUAUGCGUGAAUUGGUCUACUUUCGUUUGAAAUAGUGCUUCUGUCAUAUACAUUGAAACAUCUGUUGGAUAGCUAUUAUGCGUCAUUUAUACCGUGUUCAAUAUUAGUUAUGAAUCGAUUCUUUAUUGGUUCAUUUAAAUUACUGAACAAUUUUCAUAUUCAUUUACCAGUUCUAAAGAUCGCUUCUUCCGCCUCUGAUAAGGAACUGACCUGUGGGAAAGUGCGUGCAAUAUGUUGCUGGUGGCCAUCAAGAAACUAACUUUAGAUUGAAGCCCUGCCCAUCGCAGUGGGAGAUUAUAUUUUUGUCUUAGAUUUAGUUCAUUUGCUUUAGGAGCUGUUAUUUUUUAUCUGGCAAAAUGAAGCUAAGCUGCAGCGUCGCCUCAGAUUUUCUACCAAGUUCUUGCCCUUUGUUUGAAAGACUGUUUCACUGUCUUGUUACUGUUGCUGCUUUUAAAUUGUGACGAAUAUUUUACUUCUCAAUUCUUUCCGAAGAAUUCUUUCGAGUUGGUGUUCAACAUGAAAGGUAUUUUUGAUCAUUUUAAAUACCUCAUCCUAUGAAGUUUUGUGUGCUGGUAAGCCAUAAACGCAUUAUCUGUGUUAUGUUGCACGUUGAUAUAGGCAGCUGUGAGGCAGAAAUAGUGGCUGCUCAUUACGCAGCGUUCUUGCUUGUAUUUAGUUUUCAAUUUCAGGCAGAAGAACUAUCCCGUGAAUUCAAUUGCACGAAUAAACUAGAAGUUCUUCUCGUGUUUAACUUAUUUUCUACUGUAAUGUAAGAUCAGUGUCAUUAUUAUAUUUAUCUUUGUCCGUCCAGUUUCCUUUUGUAUUCGCUCAUUUCUUUGUUCCACUGUUUUGUGUUUAUAGCUCUUUAAGAGCUAGGUCUUAUUAGGACUUUUUUUAUGCAUAGAAAAUGUGAGAAAAACUACUGAGCAAUAGCAGCGGCAAUAAAUAUUCCGAAUGAA